Phytophthora sojae is the source of this 1647-nucleotide messenger RNA. RefSeq lists its product as hypothetical. The record is from RefSeq and is a predicted model, not a curated record. The transcript is spliced from 3 exons. Bases 1 to 1647 code for a protein of 548 amino acids. NCBI's taxonomy places the organism in Eukaryota, Oomycota, Peronosporomycetes, Peronosporales, Peronosporaceae.
AUGGGGUUCUCGCUAACUAUCGUGUCCCUACUUCACUCGGCCAUCGCCGGUCUCCCCCACGUCAACCAGCUCAUCACCACUUUCCUCAGACCAGGCCGAUUUCUCUCCAUCAGCGAUGCCUGCAGAUUUAACUCUAUCGAGCUACUAGACUGGAUCUGGGACUUCAGUUGCACUUCAGUUCACGCCAGGACGAGAGAAUGGUCGACCCACAACUACCUCCGCACUGAUGUUUACUAUCACUGCUACCAGUUCGGGAAGGCGUUGCUCUAUGCUACCAAAGAAGGCAACUUGGAGCUGGUCAAGUGGCUCUUUACCCACUUUUCGGGUUGCAUCGCACCUGCGGAUGUGGUGGAAGUCGCCGCCCGCAAUGGAUUUCACGACAUUUUGAAGUGCCUACUUGACCACGACGCCGGGCGCUUUGGACCUCACCUUAAAUACCGAGACGACGAGAACUCGAAGAUAGACUGCGAUGUUUCAGUGGGCAACGCUGUCACCUGGAGCACGUGCUGUGUGGUGAAUGCCAUCAAAUAUAAACACUUUGAGCUCGCCCAGUGGCUGAUCAACAGUACCCCGCGGCCAUUCGAUGAGGAAGAAGUGGCGAGUUUCAUCAAUGCUGCUUUAUGGCACGAAAACACGGAGCUGGCCGAGCUGUUGGUACCGGGAGGUCGGAGUCUGCUAGAGUACGCUCGGAAGAAUCCCAACCUCCGGACCAUCGAGUGGAUGCUCGCGUGUAAGUAUCUACGACGAGAGGAAGACAUCGACCCGUGGCAUAUCCUGUUUCUUGCCCGGCAAGAUCGGUUGGAUCUGAUGCAGCAGGUUUGGGAGCUUUACACUGCAGAUCGCAAACGUAUCGACAUGAAUCUGUGGGUUGGCCAUUGGCACGCAGCGAUGCUUGCCGCAGCUUGCCGUGGAAAUUUGCUGAUGGUGAAGUGGCUGGCAGAGCAAACAGUUGGGCGAGAGAUUUGCGCAAGUAAAAUGAAAUAUUCGCUGUUGGAUAUGGUCUGUGAGGCAGCGGAACGAGGCCAGUUUCCCGUGGCAGAAUAUAUCAGGCGACAAGGCGAGCUCAAACCUUCCGACCCCUGGAAACACUGGAAUCAAAUCCUCCUCGCGAUCCGAAAAGGGCGUGUGGACUUAGUGAAGUGGCGAUUGGAGCUCACUACGCAUAUUUGGGGUCUCUCUCCUAUUGAUACUAUCGAAGAAGCGGCUGCGUGGGGACAAUUGGAGAUGUUGGAGUAUUUCCACGGCCUCAACAUGUCGAAAAAGUUCAUUUCACUGCCGCAACCACAAACAAGACAAGUCAAACGACGAGGCGUUUUCACGCACGAAGCCAUCGUAAACGCUUUUCGCCGCGAAAAAGUUGGGGUCGUGUCGUGGCUCCUACACAACUUUCCCGACCUGGCGCCAAUCAAAGUCGAUUUCUGGUAUAAAGGGUGCUCGUUCGAGAUGCUGCUCUUGUUGCGCGAACAUUGUCCGUUUGUCUUCACGAAGGACUUCAUUAUGAAGAAUGUCGAGUCUCGUUUGGGGAACGAUAAAACCACCCACGAGAUGGACGUCAUCGGAUGGCUACUGAGCCAGUUUCCUGGUGAAACUAACUUCGCGCUUCUGUGGGAGGGUCCAGACGACCUGCUCUCGCACUUGCUAGAGUAA